Passer domesticus (house sparrow) is the source of this 1585-nucleotide messenger RNA. RefSeq names its product FA core complex associated protein 24 (gene FAAP24). Bases 297 to 944 code for a protein of 215 amino acids. The record is from RefSeq and is a predicted model, not a curated record. Gene Ontology annotation, biological process: interstrand cross-link repair. Gene Ontology annotation, cellular component: Fanconi anaemia nuclear complex. NCBI's taxonomy places the organism in Eukaryota, Metazoa, Chordata, Aves, Passeriformes, Passeridae. Gene Ontology annotation, molecular function: chromatin binding. The transcript has 6 exons.
CUCCGCUCCUCCGCCCUCCGCUCCUCCUCCGCCCGCGGCCUGCGGAGCUCCCGCUGCCGCUUCCCGGCCCCACUGCCCGGCCGGCCCUUGGCUGCCGCGGCCGGCUCCUGCGGCCUCUGCCCGCUCCCCAGAGGGGCUCCGCCGUGGGCUGCCUGGUAAUCGUUGGUGUGGAGACUGCCACCAGCUGAGGGAUGGAGCGGCGUAUGGAGUUGGCUGUGUAAUUCAGGAAGAUUUCCUCCCAGCAAGCUGGAUGAAGGGUGUAACUGCUAGUGAAGGAGGAUUUUAAAGGAGGUCUGAUGACAACAAAAGCAAAGUCUCCUGUGACAGCAGAAUCUAUAGUUGUCCCUUACGGGCAUGUGAUUGGGAAUGAGAAGUGGAGAGGGUCAGAGCUAGCCCAAAGGCUGCAAGGGAAAGUUAGACUCAUCUUUGAAGAUGGCUUGGGACUGGUGGACUUUCAUCUUUCAAACAGAACUUGCAUUUUACUUAUUUCUGAAGCAGAUUUGGUUGCAGGGGAUGAAUUCAAACGAAGAUUGGUUAGGUUCAGAAAUGCCAGCAGUCUUAGGGGAAUUGUAAUCGUAGAGAAAACCCAAAUCAGUGAUCAGUACUACCUAGGAGUACAAAAACUUGUUGUACUCGAACUUGGGAUGGUGUUGCUUCCUGUGGCAAAUCAAGGAGAAGCUUCUCAGCUUAUUAUUCAACUAGUGCGGGAGCAGAGCCGGGAGCGCGGUGCCAACCCCUUCCUCGGCGGGCAGCGCGGGCGGCCGGCCGAGCCCGCCGUGCUGCAGGCCGUGCAGCGCAUCCCCGGCGUCGGGAGGACGAAGGCGCUGCUCUUGCUGCAGCGCUUCGGGAGCAUCCAGCGCCUCUGCAACGCAGACAUGCGGCAGCUCGAGCGAGCAGUUGGACAAACAGGAGCACAACAAAUUUAUACUUUUUUACAUUCCUGACGUGCACACGCAGUGGUAUUUUGCAAAACAAAAAUUUGGGAUUUUUCUUCUGAGUUAUAAAAGUUUGCUUUUAAUAACCACCUAUUUUGCUGAGUUCUGUAAUCAUGGCCAGCAGAAACUGGACUCUGAUGCUUCUUUUUUACAUCUGCUCUGUUCAUAUAGAUUAAGCUGUGCAAAUUGCCUUGGAAAGAAGUCUGUAUUUUGCAUCCAUCCGGAACAAAUAAAAACCAAGAAAGCUGUGUUUUUCAGCAUCUGUGUCAAAAAAUGGAAGAGCAAUCAGCUUGCUGACUUUGGACUUCAAGAAAAAAAACCACCAUAUGAAUAUGUGCAUAGUAACUUCUCAGUAACUGGAAAUAUGUUACACGUGUUUAAAAAGUUUGCAUAUAUAUAUGCUUUAUAGCAACAUCUUUGAUUUACAGCUUUUUGGAGUUCCUUUGGAAAGUCCUACUGGAAAACACAUUUGACUUCACACUAAUUUUUUGUCUGGUCACCACUCCAUUUCAUGGGGCAUUAACAAAUUUAUUCCCGUGUGUCUGAUACCCAAAAUACUGGUUGAUUCAUGUUGUUCUUCUGAAUAUAGAUUGGCAUACUAGUAAUAAAUUACAAAAUAUUUUGAUAAAUUGUAACUUCUAAUAUGUUAA